Agrilus planipennis (emerald ash borer) is the source of this 1272-nucleotide messenger RNA. Its product is annotated as R3H domain-containing protein 4. Lineage: Eukaryota; Metazoa; Arthropoda; Insecta; Coleoptera; Buprestidae. Gene Ontology annotation, molecular function: nucleic acid binding. The record is from RefSeq and is a predicted model, not a curated record. Bases 148 to 924 code for a protein of 258 amino acids. The transcript is spliced from 4 exons.
ACAUUCUAACCUAAGUUAUAAUAACUACUUUAAUUUGACAUUGACGUUUAAUGUUUAUUUAUAUUUAAACAUAAUAAUUUUGCUAAUUGGAGUUAAAUAUUGUGUUCAGUUAUUUUAAAGUGUGGAAAAGAGUGUAAUCCAGGAGUCAUGACCGUUAUAAGUAGAAAAGUUCACAAUUACAACAACCCAAGUUCCAACAACGCAUCUGAUACAGAAUCAUUAAACUUAGGAAGUACUGCAGCAAGUGACUCCGAAUCAUUACAUAGUGAGCCAACAACUUCAAGACAAGUAAGACUGGCUAAUGUAGUACUGAAGGCUGAUGAUGUAAUUUCUUCAAGAGCUAUAGCUUUAGGAAAACGAAAACAAAGAAGAUACUUAAAUAGAAGUAUUUUGCAAACAUUAAAUGAAGAGGAAGAAGAUGCUACAGGCUAUGUAAAGUUGGCUGAUAAGCAUAAAACUCCAUUAACACGAUUACUGGAAGAUGAAACUGCUUUACAUUUUUGGAAUGAUUUCAUACAUAAAUCGGAAGAAGAGCAAGAAGAAUUUCUUAAAAAUUCAAAUUCAGGACAUAAAAAAGAAGUACUUGAAAACCCAAAAAUAAAUACACUUUAUUUUAGAAUUUCUUCUAAAAUAAGAAGAAUGCUAAAAAUAAAAAGGAAACUUCCCAUUGAUUUGUUACAGAAAAUUGAAACGGAUUUGCUUGACUUCUUUACUUCUUCCUCUACUGGUGAAGGGGUCUAUAUAUUAACUCCUAAUUCCAGUUUUGAAAGACUUUUAUUGCAUGGAAUUUCUCAGUAUCAUGGCUUAACAUCAUUAAGUGUUGUAAUGGAUGGUACUAGAAGUGUUGAGGUAUACAAAACAAAAUCAGAUUGGGCCCCCAAUGAUAUGUCUUUCUGCAAAUUUGUGGAAGAGCUUCGUAGGUAGUUAUUUGAGUGACUACAUUUCUUUUUACAAGUUUACUCUUUAAUUUACCAAUUUGUUAUGUUUUGUUUGUAUGUAUUUAUGUUGUAAUUUUUUGUAUUAUUUAUACAGUUAUCAUGAUUAAUAUAAUCUAUUGUUAGUUUAAUAAGGUAAUGAGUGUGUAAAUAAACAAAUGAAUAGCUGAAUUGAUUUCAAAAUGUAUAAAAAUACCUAAUGAUAUUUAAAAAUAUGUAUUCUAAUGUAAUUUUAAUGGAUUAAUUUUAAUACUUUUACGAAAAACUUCAUAGAAAGUCUUUUUAGAUAUGGUGUACACUAAUCAUUGCAUGUACUAAUUAUUUAAUAAGUUUGUAU